This is a messenger RNA of Betta splendens (Siamese fighting fish), 666 nucleotides long. Its product is annotated as MORN repeat-containing protein 2-like. NCBI's taxonomy places the organism in Eukaryota, Metazoa, Chordata, Actinopteri, Anabantiformes, Osphronemidae. The transcript is spliced from 5 exons. The record is from RefSeq and is a predicted model, not a curated record. The coding region runs from base 192 to 596 and encodes 134 amino acids.
GCGCAGCGAGCCGUGCUUUUUUGGGAGGACUCGGAACAGGUUAUUUUUAGGCCACCGUGGAUAAGAUCAAGAAGAGCAGACAGUCGACUUGUGUCGCGUUCACAACUUCUUCAUCGGUUGACUUUUCACGUCGCCGUUUGGCCGGAGCUCGGUUCUGACAGCCAUCUGCCAGCUGAGGGAAGCUGUCACGGAUGUCUGUAGAAGGACGUGUGAAGGUGUCCUACGCUUUCCCAAACGGGGACAGAUAUGAGGGCGAGUGCUGCACAUCUGCAUCAGGAGUGAUGAUGAGGAGCGGCACCGGUCGACACAUUUCAGCCAAUGGGCUCAAAUACACAGGAGAGUGGCACGAGGACAAGAUGCAUGGCAGAGGGACCCUCCAGCAUCCCUCUGGAGCUCUGUAUGAAGGAGAAUUCAAAGACGGCGUGUACCACGGCGCGGGGACGUACACCUUCCCAGACGGCUCCACUUACAAAGGGCACUUUCACGAGAACAAGCUGGAAGGUGAAGGAGUGUUCAGCGACGCACGAGGACUGCUUUGGACGGGGCAGUUCCAUGGCAAAGCAGCGCUGGGCCUCAAAAUGCAGCACAACAUUUAGUGGGGAAAUGUCAUGUAGCAGUGUGAACCUGACACUAAUGUCUGCAUCUAUUAGAAAAACUUAAUCCUAA